Tetrahymena thermophila SB210 is the source of this 678-nucleotide messenger RNA. Its product is annotated as eukaryotic translation initiation factor 4E. NCBI's taxonomy places the organism in Eukaryota, Ciliophora, Oligohymenophorea, Hymenostomatida, Tetrahymenidae. The transcript has 4 exons. Gene Ontology annotation, molecular function: translation initiation factor activity; RNA 7-methylguanosine cap binding. Gene Ontology annotation, cellular component: eukaryotic translation initiation factor 4F complex. Gene Ontology annotation, biological process: translational initiation. The record is from RefSeq and is a predicted model, not a curated record.
AUGAGUGCUGAAAAUAACACUGUUUCUGAAUAGCAAAAUCAAUUGAAUGACGAUUGGUGUUUCUGGUAUUGCCCUAGAUUCGGCCACAAGAAUUAUAUUAACGAAGAUUAUUCGAAAAAUCUCAAAUUAUUAGGUGAAUGUAGCACUGUUGAACAAUUCUUCUCAAAUUACAUAUAUAUCUAAAAGCCUACUAACAUCGAAUCUUAAAACAAGGUUCUCUUCUUUAGAAAGGGAUGUACUCCUUUGUGGGAAGAAUGGAAGUGUGGUGGUUGCUGGAUCCUUUUGGUUUAAAGCGAUAUGUAUAAAAACUUGAACAAAAUUUGGGAAGAUUUAUUACUUGGCUGUAUUGGUGAAAAUUUUGGUAACUCAAAUAUUAUUGGUGUUGUUUUGUCAAUUAGAAGAAAUAGAAAGGCUGUUAUUGAAAUUUGGAUGAGAGAUAGAGAUGAAGAAUAAAAAAUCAAGGCAGGUGAAGAGUUAAGAAAGAUAUUAGAUCUUAAGCCUGACAAUUUGAUAUUCUAUUACAAGGAUCACGUUAGAUCAUUAACAGAAGGAUCCACCAUGAAGGGUUCUAUGGGUUAUUAGUUUGUUGGUACUCCAGUUCCUACUCCUAUGAUUACUAAUGCUAUAAAUAAUGCUACUAUAGAAGAAAUCAAAAACUUAGAAGAUUUAGAUAUCUGA